CGCAUGCGCAGUAGCAGGCAGGCGGUUAGGCGCAGACCCACCCACAGAGCAUGGGGGAAUAGAGCCGCACCAAGGCAUGGCUAAGGUUUCCAAAGCAGCUGAUAACCGCGGCGGGCGGGUCCAUUCCCUGUACACAGCCCCUAUGCUUCCCAGGAGUCGUCAUGUCAACGUGGAAACCAUGGACAAAAAAGGGUUGGCAUCUUCUCCGGCUCGUAACUUCCAGGAGCCUAAGACUGGUUAUCUGCCCAAGGAAGAGAACAAGGAGGGCACUGGGUACCGGCUGCUGAAUAUGCUGAGAAAAACUCUUAGAGGGUCUGAAAGUGAAGAACUGGAAGUAACACCUCAAGUGCCAACUUUGGUACCAUUUGGGGAUGUGGUUGGCUGCCUCGCUAUUCAUGUAAAGAACUGCAGACAUUUCACGCCUAAGAUUGGUUUACAAUAUUACAGUGAUUUGUUCAUUCGCAUCUCUAUAAACAACAUUGUAAAAUGUACAAAAAUGUGUAGCUUGCUACCCCAAAGUGAUGAGAAGAACACUAUAAUUAAGUUUGAUGACAUAAAGUAUUUUUCCAUACAGAUUCCCAGGCGUCAGGAUGAUGAGCGGAAUAAUAUUUACUUGGAACUGAUGAAAUAUGACAAUACAGAAAAAUAUCCUUUCUUGUUAGGGAGUGUUCAGGUACAUCUUUAUGAAGUAAUUCAGAAAGGGUGCUUUAUUGAAGAAUUUCAAAUGUUGAAUAAAAACAUAUUUAUCUGCAGGGUGGAGGUGGAAUUUAUGUUCUCCUAUGGAAACUUUGGUUAUGGAUUUUCACAUCAGUUAAAACCUCUUCAGAAAAUUGUUGAGCCAUCCAUGUUUAUGAAUAUUGCACCACCUCCAGAAAGAACAGACCCUGUGACAAAUGUAAUUACACCACAGCCAAUAGAAUAUCCAGCAUUCCUAUCCCCAGACCUGAAUGUUACUGUUGGGAUGCCAACUGCAAUGCCCCAAUCCAACAGGCCAUCUGUAGUGCGACUUGAAAAACUUCAGCAACAACCUCGGGAAAGGCUGGAAAAAAUGAAAAAAGAAUAUAGGAAUCUGAGUACAUGGAUAGAAAAAGCUAGCUAUUUAGAAGGAGUUCUUACCCCAAAAUUGGCCAAUAAAGAAUGUAAGGGAAGUGAUACCAAUGAGGUACUUGAAAGCCAAUUUGAAAAGAAGUCUGAAGAUACUGUACUAUCAGAUGUCCCCUGUAUAAAGAAAGGAGCUGAAACUGCUCCAAGUGAGUUGCAGGAUAAUGAUGAUAAGAAAGACCUUACUCUUCUACCAACUUUGAACCAGUCAGAUCAAGAUAAUUCAGAUACUAUUGCAGUUGCUCCUGAAAGUGAUGAGUCAACAAAGAAAACAGAUGAGUCACCAAAGCAAACUCCAUUGCGUGUUAUUCCUAGCCUGACAGUAAUGGAAGAGAGCAAAACAUUGUUUUUAGAGGAAUACCGGUCAGAAGCUGUGCCAGAGGGAAAAAUGAAAAAUGUAUUAUUUCCACCACAUAUGAAAGAUGUGGAAAGCCUUUCACAAACAGACUCCUCUGCAUCAGAGAGUCACCGUCAUUCAGUUAGCACAAGGAAUGAGACUGUAAAUCUUACUGAUGCUGAGGAUAGGUUAAUGCAAGAUAAGUUCCAUGGACAAAAAAAUUCAAAUAAAAAGGGCAAAUCAGUGAUUUUUUCACCAAAGGAAUAUAUUUCACCAUCUUUCAGACCAGAAUAUAUAGAAUUCAAACCAAAAUAUCAGCUCCAGAAAUUCAACUUUAAGAAUGGUUUUGAUCCUUUUCUAAGGAAUAUAAACAACAAAAUGUCAGUCAGAAAAAGGAAAGACCAAGAUAUGUCCAGAUGCAGAAACAUUUUAAGUACAGAGGUUAUAGAGCAUGAAGACCAAGAUCCUCCUUACCCAACAUAUUCAAAAACUGCAAGACCUACUCAUAAAACCUGGCCAUGUGAUCCUGGUAACACCACAGUAAAGACUUUAGCCACUAAGACUAAGUUAGCCUGUGAUCCUGAUUUCAUUACAAUAAAGACUUUAGACACUAAGAGUAAUUUCGCCCGUGAUCCCACUAUGACCACACUAACGACUUUAGAUAGUAAGAAUAAGUUAAAAGAAAGACUACCAAAUGUAUCUCUACCAAACUUUGAAGGAGAAUCAUCAAUGACUGGAAAUGUAAAUACAUGUCGCCUCUCAAAAUCAUUAAGUCUUACUUCCCACCUAGAAAAUUUAAAACAAUCAGUGAUGCUCAAGUCAAUUUUAGGUAAAAAUCUGCAAGACCUAUCAGAUGAAUUAUUUUCUAAACCAAAGGUUCCUAUGGACACUGAAACAAGAAAGAAAAGUCUUAGUUCUCCACUUUUACAUGUUCAUGAUGAACCACCAACUAGUGUGGAAAACAAAGUAUUUGAAAAAGUUCAAGAUUUAAAUAGCUUGCUUUCAGAAAAAUACAUUGUAAGUUCAAAGUCUCUUUUAAGACAAAAAAUUAAAGAUAUUCCUGCAGAUUCACUUUCAGUAGGUGAACCAAGAAAUUCUCCAGAGGUAGAAAGGGAAUUUGUCUCUGAAAAACACUUGGAAUCUGGUGAGAUUGAUUUUCCAAUUAAAAAAAAUAAUUUCAAAAAGAAAAAUUCAAAAAUUGAAGUGUCUAGUUCCCAACCAGGUGUAAGUAGCAUUGUACAUGAUUAUGUUAUAAAGCAAAUAUUCACUGCACCUAUCUUCUCAGAGUUGGAAAUGGGAGUGAAAGAAUCGAGUGAGAUACCAAUAAAUUUGCAGAAUCAAUUACCCACUGCUUGGGAGAGUUUAUCUUCAAACAUUCUACUUCGCUAUGAAGAAAAUGAUGAUGAAAUAGAAUUGCCACAGGCCAAAUCUGUUAUAAGCCAGAUAAUACAAGCAUUUCCUGUAGAUAGUCUUUUAGAAUCUGGGAUAAUCAAAGUGAUAGAAUUAAAUAAGGAAUAUCAAAAGAGUUCCAUGCUAGAUACAGAGACAGCAUUUGCUGAAGAAGAGCCAAAGUAUUCCACAGAGGAUUGUUCAGAAACCCAAAGUAAAACAGAACCUGUUUCAGAGCAGAAUAUACUCAUCAUUCCCAAAGAAACUACUUCUUUUAAUAGAGUCGGAUAUGUGGAUGAAAGCCAAAACAUACCCCUACAAGAUUCAAAAUAUCAGUUAACACCAGAUAAAAAAACAGAUACGCUAAAUAACAGUCAGAGGUUUGAUAGAGAAGAAAAUGAUCUGAAUUCUACUUUAGAAAAUUUAAGUAACUCAUUAAUGGGUAAACUUAAUGAUUCAGAUGUAAUAAUGUUAAAAUCCUUUUUAAAACAUAUGUUUAAUAUUUUUUUCAAAUAUAAUCAGUCUGAAAGAAGACAACCAGAAAAAGAAUUAGAAAGAUUAAUCCAGCAUCCUUUUCCAAAUAAUACAGAAGACCUUGAAGAAAUCAAAGAGAAUUUUGAUAAAGCAGAUAAAUUAGACAGUAAGCCUAUUUUGAAUCCAAAGCUGUGUGUAUUUCUAGAAGAACUCUCAGAGUCAGAAAUAAAAAAUUUAAAAUCUGAACUAAGUAAACAUAUCCAACAUUACCUUGUAGAAAGACUUUCAGAAUCUGGACACAUCACUAAAGAAGACUUACCAAAAAUCUAUCACAAUCUAUAUUUGAUGAAUGAGAAAGCAGAACCAAAAGGGCAGAAUAUUUUUCUAGAAAAAUAUUCAGAAACUGUGAAAGAAAUCAUGUCUUUUGUAAGUAAUUUUAAUCAUCAUUUCAUAGAUAAACAUUUGGAAAUAAAGCUAAGAUCUUUUUUAAAUGAAAUUCUCCAAAACUAUUUCCUAAAAAACCUUUCAGAAAGCAGUUUAUUUAAAGAGACAGAAUCUGAGACUAUACACUCAAACAUGUCUUCUCUAAGAUCUAGAAGUGCCUCAAAAUCUUUUCAUGAGUUAGUACAAGACAUUUCAAGAGGGAGUUUUGGUGAAAGACUUGACAUACACAUGAAAUAUCCUUUAAGUAAAUCUCUACAAAACUAUCUUAUAGGUUUAUCAGAAAAUGAAGUAUUAAAUCUAAAAGCUGAUUUAAGCAAACACCUCCAGAGUCUUUUUAUAGAAAAACUUUCAAAAUCAGGACUAAUAACUGAAAGUCAAUUAGAGGGGAUCAACCAGCAUAUAAAUUUGAUCAAUACUAGAUCCAUACCAUUAAAAUGUAUAUCACCAGAAUUAUCUUUUAGAAAAGAAAAUCAAUUUAUGGAGAUUUCAGAAAAGCAAAAUAAAUAUUCAAAAAUUGUUCAAAAAACCACUUUACAAAAAGUUCCUGAGGAUAGACUUAUAGAAACAGAACUGACCAAAGAGAAAGAAAAAGAAUAUUUUUCCUUACAGAAUAUUAAGGAAAAUCCAUCAAUAAUUGAGGAACAGAAAAGCUACUGUCCUAAAGAAGGAGCCAAAACACUGAAAUUAAUUAAAGUACAACCUUCUUUCAACAAAAAUACCCAAGCAAUUCCAUUAAAUAAGUCAUCAGAAAGACUUACAGAUACAGUACUUAAGAAACAAAGGAAUGAACAUGGUUUUAUGCAGCUUCUUCGAGCAGAAAAUUGUGACUUUAAAACAGAAGUUCAAGACCCGCAUAGUUGGAGUGGUAAAUCAAAAACAGCUCAGUCAAAUGCUUGCUUUGAAAAGACACUAAAAACGAAGUCUCUUGAAAAAAAAGAGCAUAAUAACAUCUAUAAAUUGAUGGCACAAGAAAAACUUGAAACAGUACUGUCACCAUAUCCAAGAAUUCCUAAUUGCAAAAUGCGAGAUGAAAAUGAAGAAUAUAUAUACAGAUACACUUUUCCUUCCAGGCAGACUAACACUUUAACUCAUUUCAAUUUAGAGGCUGGGGAGAAAUCAAAGUUAGAAGACCAGUAUUUUCAGAGAUUGAAAGGAAAUAAUAAUAAUAAUAAAAAACAUUUAGUAACAUUUGCACAAUACAAAAAAAUACAAACUCUUUCUCUAAAGACAAAUGGAAUUUGCAAUGAAAAAUGUGCCAAAUUCCCUGAAUUACAGUCGUUUAAAUAUAAAGUUGUGGAAGCUGAGAAAAACUCAAAACCAUCCCUCUUCCCAGCAGUAUUAAAGAGAGAAAAUCUAAAGGCCAAGGUCCGAAAAGAAAGAGACCAUGUCAACAAACAAAAGAAGUCAUUUAGCAAACUAGUUAGGAUACUACCAACCACACUGCCCACCGCGAGAAUUCUAAGGAAAUCUGUUCCAAGGACAUUGCUUCAUUGGACUGCAAGAAGAACUAUACAUGAUUGUUCGGAUAGAUUUGAGGAUAUACCUGUGAGCUCAUUUAAGCAUGUUGAACAAGCAAAAUCAAGAGCAAGGCUUUUAGGAAAGAGCCCAAAUGAUAGCCAUAAUCAGUUAAAACACUUUGCAAGACUGAAUACUGCUCCAGAGGUUAACAAACGACGAGAAAACUACAAUGGAAAAUUUACAAGUCCUCGAAUGGUUUCAGCAGACUUAGUUCAUAUAAAUGAUGCAAUCCCAGAUUAUAGAAUGCGGCAAAAAAAGAAAUUAAAAGAAAACAUUGAAAAGUGUUCACUCAUUUGUGAUAUUAUCCAAAUGUUAAAAGUCCAGAAUGAUAUGUAAGAUCAACAGUCAUAAUAUCAUUUCUCCAGUUAACAAAAUGGUUUGGAGAUCUGUCCUUUUAUGUGAUAGAAGUCAGCAACCAAAUUUCAUCUUGUUAGAACCAUUUUGUUUUAAUUAAAAUGAAAAAGAAGCACUUUUGAUGUAAAUGUG
Molecule: messenger RNA, 5749 nt
Organism: Acinonyx jubatus (cheetah)
Lineage: Eukaryota; Metazoa; Chordata; Mammalia; Carnivora; Felidae
Gene: CATSPERT
Product: C2 calcium dependent domain containing 6
Exons: 18
Coding region: 77-5599 (1840 amino acids)
Source: RefSeq, a predicted model, not a curated record